AUGGAGCUGACCCUCAUGAUCAUCCUGUUCUCCCUCCUGCAAGGAAGCCCUUCAGCUCUCCUAUUCAACCUCUCCCCGACAAAUGCCACAGCGAUAAACCUGGACUCAGUGUGUGGACGCCCACGUGCAUCAGGCCGAAUCCUGUCAGGGCAGGAUGCCAAGCCGGGCCAGUGGCCAUGGCAGGUCAGCCUGAGGGAGUAUGGACAGCAUGUGUGCGGGGGCUCCUUGAUCACCGAGGACUGGGUGCUGACUGCAGCUCAUUGCUUCGACCGAAGCCAGCCACUGUCUGCCUAUUACGUGCUGCUGGGCACCAUCUCCUCCUACCCUGACGCCAGCGAGCCCCAGCAACUCCGGGCUGUGGCGAAGUUCAUCAGCCACCCAAGCUACAUGCACAUACACAGCAGUGGGGACAUCGCCCUGGUGCAGCUGACCUCCCCGGUCAUCUUCAGUGACCUCAUCCUUCCAGUCUGCCUCCCCAAACCCAGAGACCCGCUGGGUCAUGGCACCUGGUGCUGGGUCACUGGCUGGGGGAAUAUCAACAUAAAUCUACCGCUCCCUCCACCCUUCACCCUGAAGGAGCUGCAGCUGCCCCUCAUUGACACCCAGACCUGUGACACCUACUACCAUGAGAAUUCUGCCACCCCCAGCCAGAAGCCCAUCAUCCUGGACGACAUGCUGUGUGCUGGCUUUGAGAGUGGCGAGAAGGACGCCUGCGGGGGUGACUCCGGAGGCCCCCUGGUCUGUGACAUUGAUGGUGUCUGGACCCAGGCUGGGGUAGUGAGCUGGGGCUCUGGCUGUGGCCUCCCCAAGAGGCCAGGUGUUUACACCAAUGUCAGUGUCUACACCACAUGGAUUCUCAGCACAAUCCAGAACUCAGCCCCAGAUGACAGAAGCUUCUCUCCAAGCCCUGCUGGGAUCUUUUUCGUUGCCUUAUUGUUGUCCCUGGGGCUUGCCUAA
Molecule: messenger RNA, 957 nt
Organism: Molossus molossus (Pallas's mastiff bat)
Lineage: Eukaryota; Metazoa; Chordata; Mammalia; Chiroptera; Molossidae
Product: serine protease 33-like
Exons: 5
Coding region: 1-957 (318 amino acids)
Biological process (GO): proteolysis
Molecular function (GO): serine-type endopeptidase activity
Source: RefSeq, a predicted model, not a curated record